AGAUUUGGAAAUUUGCCCAGUUCUAAGGAGUUUGUGGGGAACGGGAGUUAUACCCGUCAAAUUAAAACUGUCCUCGACAAUAGUCAACCUUUUUGGCUUUUGCAGAUGGAAUGUUGCCACCAAAUUCUUAUGUAUUCAAAGCAGAGAAAGCUCCGUCGUUUAAACCAGCAGUCGUAUAUAUGUAAUGGUUAGAAGUUUAGGUCUCAUCAAUACCCACAUACGAAUUCCAAAGAGACCAGGAAAUGGCCAGGGAAAGGUUUUGCUCACCAGGAGAGCUGAAGCAUUUGUUUCUGUUCCUCCUCCUGGUAACUAUCAUAACCAUACUUAUUUAUAUAGUGUUUGAAUUUAAAAAUCCCACGGUUGUACUGUCCAAUGGUGAUAUUUUUAUCAGCUCACCUCUGCCCAGGAUGAAUUCCCACAACACCUCCCUGCUUGAAAAUUCACUUCAAUCAAAACCCAUAAAGUACAAUAAAACUUCUCAGCAGCACAAAAGUUCAGAACAACUAGAGGGGCCGUACCACAAUUGGGGUCUGUUCCAGGCAGACUUCCAGCAAAUGCUACGUACCUUCAAGAUUUAUGUUUAUCCUGACAUCUACAAUAACAACUCCUCCUUUGCAGGAAUUUUUCUCCCUCAUCCAAACCCAUAUGAUCGAAAACUGGGAAACUAUUUCAGUGAACACAUGUUCAAGGUCGGCCUUCUUAAAAGUCCUUUUCUUACAUCCAAUCCAAGGGAAGCCCACUUCUUUUUCCUGCCAUUUUCCAUUAACUCUCUCAGAAAUGAUCGUAGGGUGUUUUCUGGGGCAGCCAUUGCUCAGUUUGUGGCAGAUUACUCUAAGAACAUUAGUGAGAGUUUUGGGUUUUGGAACCGGUCUCAAGGGGCUGACCAUUUUUAUGUAUGUUGCCACUCUGUGGGAAGAGAUGUUGCGUCCAAGUUCGUAGACCUGCACAGGAAUGUCGUACAGGUGGUAUGCUCCUCCAGCUACUUUCAAAGAUUCUACGUUUCUCAUAAAGAUGUUGCCUUGCCGCAAGUAUGGCCUCGGCUGCCAGAAACAAAUUUGGUUCCUCCAAGUGAAAGGACCACAUUGGCAUUUUUCGCUGGGCGAGUACAGAAUUCCAGAAUUCGUCAGCGACUAAUUGAGUUGUGGGAGAAUGAUACUUCAAUGAUUAUCUCUGGUAAAUUUCAUGAUUCACGUGAAGGCUUGACAAAAAGCAAGUAUUGUCUACAUGUAAAAGGCUAUGAAGUGAAUACAGCUCGGAUCUCAGAUGCUAUUCAUUUUGGUUGUGUUCCGGUUAUCAUUUCUGAUCAUUAUGAUCUUCCCUUUGCAAAUGUUUUGGAUUGGAGUAAAUUCUCAAUUGUUAUAAGCCACAAUGAUGUUCAACACCUCAAGGCAAUUUUGCUUUCUAUUUCUGAGGAAAUGUAUGCAAGCUUUCUUGCAAAUCUACAUCUAGUGAGAAGACACUUUAAUUGGAAUGCAUCUCCACAAGAUUAUGAUUCAUUCCUUAUGACUGUUUACCAAUUAUGGCUUAGAAGAGGGAUUCCGUUUCCCUCGUUUUCCUAAUGUAGACAUCUCUUUUCAUUUAUAUUUUCAUGGUUUGGCUUAAAUUUUGGUA
Molecule: messenger RNA, 1611 nt
Organism: Cryptomeria japonica (Japanese cedar)
Lineage: Eukaryota; Viridiplantae; Streptophyta; Pinopsida; Cupressales; Cupressaceae
Product: probable glycosyltransferase At3g42180
Exons: 2
Coding region: 243-1559 (438 amino acids)
Molecular function (GO): glycosyltransferase activity
Source: RefSeq, a predicted model, not a curated record